AUGAAUGACAUCUCCGAUCACCCCAGCCCCAGAAGUCUCAAGAAGGCCGACUUUGACAAUGUUCACCACACUAUGAAAGCCAGCGUGUCCGGAGCCAUUAACCUUCCCGCAAAUCUCCGAGCUCAGAUUGCAAAGGGCGUCACAAAUGGCAUUACCGAAGCUGAGUCGAAUGGGCACUGCUCUAAAUUGUCAGAGAUGGACAGGGACACCUUUACUAAGAUUAUUCUUGGCACCAUCACGACUCAGACAACCGCCGGAGCGCCAGAUACAGACAUUCACGCCAAGCUCAUGGCGCAAAUGCCUGAUACCGCAGCAGAUAAUCGUCUCAUUGCUGUUGUCAAUGGUACCAAUAUUGUAGAGAUCAAAUCAUCCUCAGCCAACAUCAUCCUCAAUAUUGUACACCAGGCGAGCGUGAAUAUAAUGGAAGGAAGGGACUCCCGAUAUUUGGGAGAGGCUAUCUCGGUUUUGCUUGAAGCUUACUUCUCCAACGACUGGUUCAAAGGCUCAGUGCGACUAUCUACCGCAAGUUUGUUAGACCGUGGCGAUGUCAAAGUUGUUGCCGACGCAGAGCACCGCGAAGACCUCGACCGACUCAUCCAGUCAACAGCAUGGCAUGAAGAGGUUGAGGAGAAGUCUGGGUCCCUUGCCAAAACAAACCUAUAA
Messenger RNA from Letharia columbiana, 663 nucleotides. RefSeq lists its product as uncharacterized. The transcript is spliced from 2 exons. The coding region runs from base 1 to 663 and encodes 220 amino acids. The record is from RefSeq and is a predicted model, not a curated record. NCBI's taxonomy places the organism in Eukaryota, Fungi, Ascomycota, Lecanoromycetes, Lecanorales, Parmeliaceae.